AUGUCGUCUACCUACGAUACGCAGCCCACAUAUUCCUCAAAGAUCCUUGUCCGGGGGAGCGGGGAGUAUGAGCGAUGUAGACGCAACAAUCCGACCGCAGGUGCUCCAGAUCGCUUUCCCCGCGAGAUCCACGUUGCCCAGUCCCCAGAAGAUGUCUCCCGGGCCCUCCUGCGCGCUGCAGAGCUGGGGGUGGCAGUUGGGGUGCGGUCUGGCGGCCACGCGUUCAGUCUCGGAGCGCUCGUCCACGACGGCAUCAUGGUUGACACGGCUUGUCUGAAUCGCGAGAUAGACUAUGAUGAACAGACGCAAGAGAUCUCCUUCGGCCCAGCUGUGCGUGUGGAGGAGCUCUCGGCGAGGUUGGGUAGCAUUGGGAGGUUCUUCCCUCACGGCCACGCCCCUACCGUUGGGUCAGCUGGCUUCCUUAUGGCUGGAGGGCAGGGGUGGUUCGUACGGGGCUGGGGCGCGACUUGCCAGACCUGGAUCACCAAGAUAGAAGUGGUCGUUGCCGACGGCCGCGUCAUCACAGCCAGCAAAACUGAAAACCAGGACGUCUUUUGGGCAGCGCGAGGCAGUGGGCUGGCCUUCUUUGGAGUCAUCACCAAGUUCUGGGGCCGCACGAUCCCGGCCUCAACACUGUGGGAGAGGACGUUCACUUUUGAACUGCGCGACAGGUUCACGGAGUUGAUGACCUGGUUCGUUGUGAAGAGCAACGACACCCCAAAGUACGGGACCGAUCUGAAUCUGACAAUCCACUACCCGGAGAAAUAUUCAUCACCGACGGAAACGGACGAAAUACCCAAGAACUCGCGCCUGCACCUCGGCUUGAGCUUGCUAUGCUAUGCUGAUACGCACGGAGAGGCCAGGACUCUACUGAGUGCGUUCGACGACAUCCCCAUUGGCUUGCAGCAAUGCCUGGUGGAGAUGCGGCCGGUUCAAAAGCGAGAGUUCCAGGACAUCUUUCAAAAGAAGCGUGGGCUCAUUGGAGGUGCCAAGGAGGAGCGAUGGCAGAUCAUUAGUCUGCUCAAUGACCCCUCUGCCCCCCUUCCAGAGGCAAGAAUGACCCCUUUCUCUCCCAGCUACAUCACCUUCGGUUUUCCGGCGUUAACCCACGAGCCACAGCUUCUCGACGCGAUCAGACCCGCCUUGUGCGAUCUGCCGACUCGGAGGUCUUCAGCUUUCAUGUGCGUCUGCGAUAUUGUUCCAGACGAGGCCGAGUCGGCCCUAAGCAUCCCCCAGCAAUAUUACAUCUCCACCAUCACUGGCUGGACAGACACCAAAUUGGAGCCAGGAGUGCAACAAGUGAUGCGGGAUCGGUAUAGGAGGGCCCUGCCCGUCUCCUGCGGCACUUACAUCGCAGACUACGACACCACGUGUGAAGACGCUAAUGGAAAACCAAUGUCUGAUACGGCACUUGCUAAGUUCCUUGGGAUCCGGCAGAAGUGGGACCCAACGGACUUGUUUCCAAACUAUAAGAAACUCAUAAUAACACGGGACAAGAUAAAUCGGAAGGCUGCUCUGAAGGCAAAUCUGUAA
This is a messenger RNA of Diaporthe citri, 1533 nucleotides long. RefSeq lists its product as uncharacterized. The transcript has 2 exons. The record is from RefSeq and is a predicted model, not a curated record. Gene Ontology annotation, molecular function: oxidoreductase activity; FAD binding. Lineage: Eukaryota; Fungi; Ascomycota; Sordariomycetes; Diaporthales; Diaporthaceae. The coding region runs from base 1 to 1533 and encodes 510 amino acids.